Messenger RNA from Camellia sinensis, 1029 nucleotides. Its product is annotated as phospholipase A1-IIgamma-like. Gene Ontology annotation, molecular function: glycerophospholipid phospholipase A1 activity. NCBI's taxonomy places the organism in Eukaryota, Viridiplantae, Streptophyta, Magnoliopsida, Ericales, Theaceae. The record is from RefSeq and is a predicted model, not a curated record. Gene Ontology annotation, biological process: lipid metabolic process.
AUGGCUCAAGUAACUUAUGACACCUUUAUCUCUGAGAAACUAUCAAAAUAUGCAGGAUGUAAUUGGUAUGCAAUGAAGGAUCUCUUUGCUAAUGUGGGCAUAGAGCAAGGGAAUCCAUUCAAGUAUCGCGUGGCCAAGUACUUGUAUGCGACAUCAUCAAUCCCGCUCCCUGAUGCAUUUAUAUUGAAGUCUUUGUCGAGGGAAGCAUGGAGCAAGGAAUCGAAUUGGAUGGGAUAUGUCGCGGUGGCCACAGAUGAAAGGAAGGCUGCUUUAGGGAGAAGAGAUAUUGUGAUUGCUUGGAGAGGCACAAUCCAGGCCUUGGAAUGGGUUAAUGACUUGGAAUUUGUUUUGGUCUCUGCUUCAAAAAUACUUGGAGAAAAAAAUGAUCCUAGUGUGCAUCAGGGUUGGUACUCCAUCUACACUUCAGAUGAUCCAAGAUCGCCAUUCAAUAAGGUCAGUGCCAGAGACCAGGUUCUUGGUGAGGUUAAAAGACUUGUGGGAGAGUAUAAGAAUGAAGAAAUUAGCAUUAUUAUAACUGGCCAUAGUUUGGGUGCCACUAUUGCAGCACUAAACACAGUUGACAUAGUUGUUAAUGGAUUAAACAAGCCUAGAGACCAACCAAACAAGGCGUGUCCCGUGACCGCCUUUGUGAUUGCCAGUCCUAGAGUUGUAGAUUUGGGCUUCAAAAAGGUCUUUUCUGAGUCAAAAGAUCUUCGAGUACUACGCAUCCAUAAUGCCCUAGAUAUUGUUCCAAACUAUCCAUUGAUAGGAUACUCAGAUGCGGACGAAGAAUUGGGUAUUGACACUACCAAAUCCGAGUAUUUGAAGAGCCCUGGAAAUUUGGAGAAUUGGCAUAACUUGGAGGCUUACUUGCAUGGAGUUGCAGGAACACAAGGAUCAAAAGGAGGAUUCAAGUUGGAUGUUAAACGCGACAUUACACUUGCCAACAAAGGAAUUGAUGCCUUGAAGGAUGAAUAUUGUAUACCGGUAUCAUGGUGGUGUGAGAAGAACAAGGGUAUGGUUCAAUAG